This is a messenger RNA of Saprolegnia diclina VS20, 1524 nucleotides long. RefSeq lists its product as hypothetical. The record is from RefSeq and is a predicted model, not a curated record. Gene Ontology annotation, molecular function: protein binding. The transcript is spliced from 9 exons. Bases 1 to 1524 code for a protein of 507 amino acids. Lineage: Eukaryota; Oomycota; Saprolegniomycetes; Saprolegniales; Saprolegniaceae.
AUGGAGGCGUCGCCAGCGGACGGGCCAGUGUAUACACCAACGACCUGCGGCUUGGAAGAGAGCCACGUCAUCUACCUCAACCAGAACCGGCUCACGUGCGCAGAUGUGCUGGCAACCACGGUCACGGUCGAGAAGCUGCUCGUGCCCCAGACGAGCCUCCAGGAGCUCGGCGCACGGCAGCAGAGCACGAAGAAGCUCAAAUUGCCACCGCCAGCCGCGCCCAUGACACUGCCCGUGCCCCGGAAACGCAUGAACAAGAUCCUUAUGGACGAGCGGGACGCCUUCCUGGAGCAACUCGCCGCCGACCGCGACACCCGCGCGGCGCGCGAACACUGGGCGAGCACCCGCAUCCAAGCCAUUUUUCGCGGGUACCGCCACCGACCGCGGCCGCUCAACGGCUACGAGCGCAAGCGACGCACGAACGUCACGGUCGCCAUUCGACGCGACCUUCAAGACAUGCAGCGCAUCUUGGUCCACACUCCGUCCGCGACGCUCAGCGACGGGGGCAGCAGCCUUCCGACAUGGCGGCGGGACGUGCAUGCACACGCCAUGAGCAAGCGCGAAGCCAAGCACCGGCGCGACCGCUUGGCCAGCGCCGCGACCACGAUUCAAGCAUGCGUCAAGCGGUUCUUAGCGCGCGUUGGCUACGGCCACCUCGUCUCUCGGCGCCUGGACGAAAUCGUCUUGGUCUCUGCCAUCGUCAUUCAGGCCGCGUUUCGGGGCUACGUAGUGCGACGGCAAAUGGCGCUGCAGCUCGUGGCGCUGCAGUCGAUUUCGAUUGUUCGUAUUCAGGCUCUUGUGCGGGGUAUUUUGACACGGGAGCGCGUCGCCUUGCUUCGCAUGGAGCGGAACAUAGCCUUGUACCAGCAACAGCAGCAGCAACAGCGCAGCGGACCGCCGCAUCUACCACAGCACGCAGACGGCGACGAUGCGAGUCGUCGCCUUCGACAAGCCCACGCUUUGGUGCACGUCCAUCGCAUCUCGAACGGACGUCUCAGCAUUCGGCGCAAGUCGCUCGAGCUGCGUGACAAUGGCUUUGAGGCACACAUCGUGCACGUCAAGGCUCCUCUCUGGUCGGGUCUCCGAACCGCCGAGAAGACGAGUCUGGUACCGAGUCGCACGCGCCGCCGACGGGCCCACUCGGUCGUAUUGCACAACCUCAAAGACAUUCCCGUGCCACUGCUGGUGGAGGCGCCCGCGGCCACUGUGGUGGUCGCACCCCUCGCCAUUGAGCGGCUCGUCAACGCGUCCGUGACCCUCGACUUGCUGCAUCAAGCAGCCACCAAAGUCCAAGCGACCGCUCGCGGCUACCUCGUGCGGCACAAGCCCAUGCGCGACGUUAGCGGGGACGGACCGCUCUAUCGCGAAGUCACGUCGUACCAUAUGUACGCCGAGGAGCUCGUCAAGCCAAAGCCGACCAAGGCGCCCGUGCGAAAACCGCAGGGCGCCGUGAGCGAGAUCCAACGCCUUGGCGACGCCCGGCCCCACAUCCACCUGCGCCCCAAGUCGGCGCACCGGUUCUGA